CAUCUCAAUCAUCGCCAAUAGUUCCAUUACAUCCGCCAUUCGUCACCUUGAUAUUAAAUUGGAUUUUGCAUUUUAUUACGUUUAAACAUAAUAACCACAACUCGCAAGCAGUGUCGUUCUUGACAACUUUUAAAUUUCACCGCUAGAGGCGCGCGGAUAAUCUUUGCAUCGCCAAUAGAGUUUAUCAACUUUGAACUUUAUAUACAACGUAGAAGAAAAAAAAAACUUAUGGUUCUGUCUGUGACGCAAUGAGUGCCCGUGUGACGCGUGUCUGUAGCGUAAUCAUAAAGAAUUACCUACGUCAUUAUUCAAUAACGUUCAAUACCAAAGAGCAAAGAGUAUAAUAAGUAUAGGGGAAGUCAAUAGGUACCUACCUAGUACCCUAGUACCUACCAAAAAGUGUAAAUAGGCGUCAUUAGUUAUCGUGGUUGCGAUACGAACGUAAAUAAAUAUCUCGAUAACAUAUUUUAUUGACUGUCGUACUGAAUUGAACUGAAAAAAUGAAGUUGUCUACGCCUAGAUAUACGUUUUGUUUAUUUUUUCAAGUUAUAUUCAUGCUCUGUGAUCUUUUAUUUAAUUGUGUAAGCUUAUUCCCAAGAAGCCGCGAUGGAUUACUUGUCCUAUUCAUAUUUCAAGACUUGUUCCUUGUACUCUCCAUCACAACGAUGUUAAUGACAUUCUUCUCAACCUAUUUGUUUCAAGCAGGUCUGGUGGAAGUGUUGGUGCGGAAGUUCCGCGCGGCGGGCUCGGUGUGUGUGGCGUACAUUGUCGCGAGUGUCGCGCUGCACGCCGCGUGGCUGCUUGAGAAAUGGGCUGAACCCGAGUCAGUGUCUACUCCUUUGCUGAUUUGCUUGUUUACUCUACAGAGAUGCUUAUCUCCAUGGUAUUACUUCUUCUACAAGAGAGCAGCACUGAGGGUCAGCGACCCUCGUUUCUAUGAAGACAUUGACUGGAUCAAUCAGCAACUGCAAGCUCACUAGAUAAUUAGUUUCCCAGUGAAAGCAGACCGGUCUCAUUAUAUUGACAGUAUAGUAGUACUGAUAUGCCUGCCAUAGCUGUGCAUAAUGUGUACCUAUGAUGUCUAUCUGGUUACUCGAACCAUGGUAAUUCUAUAUUAUAUUUAUAGGUUUUGUGCAAUUCCAAGUUUUAGAUCUUGUAUCGAAUCAUCGUUUGUUAUUUUAAUAGAUAUCAUUAAAGUAACCAUAUAAUUUACCCCAUAAUUAAUUGAGACUAGCCCCUAUAAUAUUCGGAGUCGCGGAGAACCUAACGGGUAACCGGGGCUCCGGCUCGACGUGCAGAAGAAGG
Spodoptera litura is the source of this 1305-nucleotide messenger RNA. Its product is annotated as transmembrane protein 138. Lineage: Eukaryota; Metazoa; Arthropoda; Insecta; Lepidoptera; Noctuidae. Gene Ontology annotation, cellular component: cilium. The record is from RefSeq and is a predicted model, not a curated record.